AUGUCGAGCAAAAUUGAAGAAGCUCAGGAACAUAUCCGACAAGCUGAAAAAUGCUUGAAAACGUCGCUGCUAAAAUGGAGACCGGAUUACGAUAAUGCCGCUGAAGAAUAUAACAAAGCAGCCACCUGCUUUCGGAACGCAAAGUCGUUGGACCAGUGUCGUGACUGCUUGAUGAAAUCUUCCGACUGUCAUCGUCAGAAUCGCGCCCUGUUUCACGCAGCCAAGUGUCUCGAUCAAGCUAUACUGAUAUGCAAAGAAAUGAAUAACCUCGGUGAUAUACGUAAGCUGGCCGAGCGGUCGUGUAAUCUCUACCAGCAACACGGUUCGCCGGAAUCAGGCGCGACUGUAUUGGAUAAGGCGGCUAAGAUACUGGAACAAACGCACCCGGAGGAUGCGCUACAGCUGUACAAGCAGGCAGUCGAUGUUGUUACGAUUGAGGACUCGACCCGCCAAGGCGCAGAGUAUGCUAGCAAAGUGGCACGAAUUAUGGUUAAGCUCGGUAUGUAUGAUCAGGCCGCAGAUGCUAUUAGGCGCGAGAUCGGACUGCAUCAGCAAGUCGGAUCGGAUGGCGCCAUUGGGCGGCUAGCCGUGGCAUUGGUGCUUGUACAGCUUGCCCGCGGGGAUUAUGUUGCCGCUGAGAAAGCCUUCAAGGAAUGGGGUAACUGUUGCGAUGCUGCAGAAGUCCAAACGUUGGAAUCGUUGCUGCAGGCAUACGAUGAUGAGGAUCCGGAACUAGCGCAACGAGCGCUCUCCUCACCUUUCAUCCGGCACAUGGAUGUGGAGUACGCAAGAUUGGCCCGCGAUUUACCGCUUCCCAAGGGUGUUUCCAUCGCACCGAAAGCGAAUGUCAUCGAAAAUGCGGCAGCCUCUUAUGUUUCCCCCAACAGUGGUGCGUCGGGCGAUACUACCGCCAAACCAUCGGCGGGUCCGGCUGGUGAUGAUGAGGACGAGGGUGGCCUGUGUUAG
Messenger RNA from Anopheles marshallii, 966 nucleotides. RefSeq names its product gamma-soluble NSF attachment protein (gene gammaSnap1). NCBI's taxonomy places the organism in Eukaryota, Metazoa, Arthropoda, Insecta, Diptera, Culicidae. The record is from RefSeq and is a predicted model, not a curated record. Gene Ontology annotation, cellular component: SNARE complex; vacuolar membrane. Gene Ontology annotation, biological process: intracellular protein transport. The coding region runs from base 1 to 966 and encodes 321 amino acids. Gene Ontology annotation, molecular function: soluble NSF attachment protein activity; syntaxin binding. The transcript has 6 exons.